This is a messenger RNA of Sardina pilchardus (European sardine), 1627 nucleotides long. RefSeq names its product RuvB-like AAA ATPase 1 (gene ruvbl1). Gene Ontology annotation, cellular component: NuA4 histone acetyltransferase complex; Swr1 complex; R2TP complex. The coding region runs from base 120 to 1490 and encodes 456 amino acids. Gene Ontology annotation, molecular function: ATP hydrolysis activity; DNA helicase activity; ATP binding. The record is from RefSeq and is a predicted model, not a curated record. NCBI's taxonomy places the organism in Eukaryota, Metazoa, Chordata, Actinopteri, Clupeiformes, Clupeidae. The transcript is spliced from 11 exons. Gene Ontology annotation, biological process: box C/D snoRNP assembly; chromatin remodeling; regulation of transcription by RNA polymerase II.
GGUUACUCCGGACACGAUUAGCAGACCAACAUUAGAGAGGGGCUUCGCGCCGAAUUGAACUGAAUUAAAGUUGCUUAUUAAAGUCACUGUAGUUGGAUUUGUGUACAUAUUCAGAAACAAUGAAGAUAGAGGAGGUGAAAAGCACAACGAAAACUCAGCGUAUUGCCUCACACAGCCAUGUGAAAGGUCUUGGACUAGACGAAGCCGGUAAUGCAAAGCAGUCAGCAUCAGGCCUGGUGGGACAGGAGACUGCUAGAGAGGCAUGUGGCAUCAUAGUAGAACUAAUUCGCUCCAAGAAAAUGGCAGGAAGAGCAGUAUUGCUGGCCGGACCUCCUGGAACUGGAAAGACGGCGCUUGCCCUGGCGAUGGCUCAGGAGCUGGGGAAUAAGGUGCCCUUCUGUCCCAUGGUGGGCAGUGAGGUGUACUCAACAGAGAUCAAGAAAACAGAGGUGCUGAUGGAGAACUUCAGAAGGGCUAUUGGCUUGCGUAUUAAAGAGACGAAGGAGGUGUAUGAGGGGGAGGUGACGGAGCUGUCGCCCUGUGAGACGGAGAACCCCAUGGGUGGCUACGGGAAAACCAUCAGCCACGUCAUCAUCGGCCUCAAGACCGGAAAGGGCACCAAGCAACUCAAGCUGGAUCCAAGUAUCUAUGAGAGUCUGCAGAAGGAGAGGGUGGAAGUAGGUGAUGUCAUCUACAUCGAAGCCAACAGUGGAGCAGUCAAGAGGCAGGGACGCUGUGACACGUUUGCCACCGAGUUCGACCUGGAGGCCGAGGAGUACGUCCCGCUGCCCAAAGGAGACGUGCACAAGAAGAAGGAGAUCAUCCAGGACGUCACGCUCCACGACCUGGACAUAGCCAACGCCAGGCCACAGGGAGGACAGGACAUCAUGUCAAUGAUGGGACAACUGAUGAAGCCCAAGAAGACAGAAAUCACAGAUAAGUUGCGAGGCGAGAUCAAUAAGGUGGUGAACAGGUACAUAGACCAGGGUGUGGCGGAGCUGGUGCCGGGGGUGCUGUUUGUGGACGAGGUGCACAUGCUGGACAUCGAGUGCUUCACCUACCUGCACCGCGCCCUGGAGAGCUCCAUCGCCCCCAUCGUCGUCUUCGCCUCCAACCGCGGCAACUGCCUCAUCAGGGGAACGGAGGACAUCACCUCUCCUCAUGGCAUCCCUCUCGAUCUGCUGGACAGGGUCAUGAUCAUCAGGACCAUGCUCUACACUCCACAAGAGAUGAAACAGAUCAUUAAGAUUCGCGCACAGACUGAAGGCAUUACCAUCAGUGAGGAGGCUCUGUCACACCUGGGAGAGAUCGGCAACAAGACCACGCUAAGGUAUGCGGUCCAGCUGCUGACGCCGGCCAGCCUGUUGGGACGAGUGCAGGGGAAGGAGAGUGUGGAGCGAGAACAGGUGGAGGAGAUCAACGAGCUCUUCUAUGACGCCAAGUCCUCCGCCAAGAUCUUACAGGACCAACACACCAAGUUCAUGAAAUAACUCCCAUCUCUGUUUCAAUGUGAUUUGCUCGCUGUUCUCUCACUUGUACUGUCUGCUGUCGAAGGUAGUUUUGAAAAGGCCUUUUGUCAGAAUGUCUAUAUGUUUAAUUUUAUGUUCUUUAAUAAAAAAAAAAUGUA